Molecule: messenger RNA, 1539 nt
Organism: Brassica oleracea var. oleracea
Lineage: Eukaryota; Viridiplantae; Streptophyta; Magnoliopsida; Brassicales; Brassicaceae
Product: UDP-glycosyltransferase 75C1
Molecular function (GO): UDP-glycosyltransferase activity
Source: RefSeq, a predicted model, not a curated record
UGUGUUCCUUUAAACUUCGACAUCCUCAAAACACUAAAAAUGGCCAACUCGGUUAACGGUUGUAGUCAUCGUCCUCACUACUUGAUUGUAACUUUCCCAGCGCAAGGUCACAUAAACCCUGCGAUAAAACUAGCCAACCGCCUCAUCCAUCACGGAGCAACCAUCACAUACGCGACCACCAUCUCAGCUCUCCGUCGUAUGGGCGAGCCACCUUCCACCGAAGGCUUGUCCUACGCUUGGUUCUCCGAUGGAUUCGACGAAGGUCCCAAGUCCUUCGAGGACCAGAAAAACUACAUGUCCGAGUUCAAACGCCGUGGCUCAGACGCCCUGAGUGACAUCAUCAGAGCCAAUCUCGACGGAAACGCCGCCACAGAGCCAAUCACCGGCGUUAUCUACUCGGUGCUCGUCCCUUGGGCUUCUACGGUGGCGCGUGAGUUUCACCUCCCGGCUACGCUUCUCUGGAUUGAGCCCGCCACUGUACUCGACAUCUACUACUACUACUUCAACGCCUCUCACAGCCACCUCUUCGACACUGAACCGAUUAAACUACAGAAACUGCCACCGCUCUCCACCCGAGACCUCCCGUCGUUUCUCCAGCCGUCGAAUGUGUUACCGUCCGCUCUUGUAACGCUGAGAGAACACAUCGAAGCUCUCGACUCGGAGUCGAACCCCAAAGUCUUGGUGAACACUUUCACCGAACUGGAACCGGAAGCGUUAACCUCCGUCGAGAAACUCAGAAUGAUUCCGGUCGGACCGUUGGUUUCCUCUUCCGACGAUUCUUCUACCGGUAAAGCCGAUCUUUUCAGAUCAUCAGACGAGGAUUACAUCAAGUGGCUAGACUCGAAGGCCGAGAAGUCGGUGAUUUACGUGUCCUUAGGCUCGCACGGCGACGGUUUGUGGGAGAAACACAUGGAGGCGCUCACUAGAGGCGUGUUGGCCACAGGAAGACCGUUCUUAUGGGUGGUGAAGGAGACGAAAGCUGAAGAGAAGAAGAGUUGUUUCGUGGACUUGAUCAGAGGAGAUGAUAAAGGUCUGGUGGUGGGGUGGUGCUCUCAGACGGCGGUUUUGGCGCAUCCCUCGGUGGGGUGUUUUGUGACUCAUUGCGGUUGGAACUCGACUCUCGAGAGCUUAGAGAACGGUGUUCCGGUGGUGGCGUUUCCGCAGUUCGCGGAUCAGUGCACGACUGCUAAGCUUGUGGAGGAUGUGUGGGGGAUUGGAGUGAGAGUGAAGGAAGGGGAUGAAGGACACGUGGAUGGAGAUGAGUUGAGAUGGUGUCUGGAGAAGGUGAUGGGAGGCGGAGAAGACGCGGAUGAGAUGAGAAGGAAUGCGGCGAGGUGGAAGACGCUGGCCGUUGAUGCUGCGGCGGAAGGUGGACCCUCGGAUUUGAAUCUCAAGGGAUUUAUGGAAGGGUGAUUUGCUUCUUUUUUAGUUUUAUAAGGUUAAUAAAGAGUGAGUUAAAAGACGAGUGAAGAUAUGGUCUUUCUUCGUUCUUCUCCAACUUUUCUAUUACUGCAUCUUUUAAACGUUUUAUAUAGUGUU